Messenger RNA from Cercopithifilaria johnstoni, 951 nucleotides. The record is from the annotation of a GenBank genome assembly. Lineage: Eukaryota; Metazoa; Nematoda; Chromadorea; Rhabditida; Onchocercidae.
AUGGCAGUACUAGCGGGUAUCGGAUAUUUACUCAUCGCAUUCUCACCUUCAAUUGUUAUUUUCCGACGGGUAAUUGCUAGUGAUCCCUUGCGAAUAAUACUUUUUGUGUUGGGUGCAUUUUUUUGGCUCUUGUCAUUACUACUAUCAGCAUGUGUAUGGUUCGCAGUGGUACCCUUCAGAGAGCAUCUGGUUUUUGCAAUAGCUGUCUCUGUCGCAUUACAGGAAGGAGCCAGAUUUCUUCAUUUCAUCCUCUUGAAAAAGGCACAAAAAGGUCUGAACCAUAUGUCAGUUGCCGGCCAAAAAAUAGCUGGUGUGCAUACUCUGCGACACGCUCGUCAUAUCUUGGCCACUGUGUGUGGUUUAGGAAUGGGCGUGAUGGCAGCUUUGUUUCUCAUUAUCAAUGUGAUCGCUGACUUUUGGGGUCAUGGUACUGUGGGUUUACCAGCUACUGUACCCUAUGUAUCGGAUCGCUUCAUGACCAAGCUCCUCCCCAAUGACCAGCAUUUCCCUAUAACGUAUUCUAUAUCAGCAUGCAUGGUCACAUUAUGUCAUGUCUUCUGGACCGUGUUGUUCUGGGAUGGAUGUCAUAAAAAAGGUACGACAAGUACCUGGUGGAUGGGUAUUUGUUUUGCUAUCACCUCACACUACGCUAUGUCUGCUCUGAGCUUCGGAAAUCGAACGAAAUAUCAGAUGGCGGUAAUGUGCGUGCAGGGAGCCAUAGUUGUGAUAAAUGGAGCGAUCUCAUUCUUGGUUAUGGAUGUCACUUGGACAAUAUUGAAACGCAAAACAAAAUUAGCAUUUUGCAGACUGCUAUGCAUAAGAGACUGCAGCUCGGAAUCUAUUGGUGCCUCUAUUUCCAGAUCUGAAAACUCUGCCAAUGGGACGGUUGGUACUGCAGCACUUAUCAUGAGUAAGCCACCGACGGCAGAAUGUGCUGUUGUGUUUUCAUAA